Molecule: messenger RNA, 6247 nt
Organism: Penaeus indicus
Lineage: Eukaryota; Metazoa; Arthropoda; Malacostraca; Decapoda; Penaeidae
Product: nuclear receptor coactivator 6-like
Exons: 5
Coding region: 257-3025 (922 amino acids)
Biological process (GO): regulation of transcription by RNA polymerase II
Cellular component (GO): nucleus
Molecular function (GO): DNA binding; protein binding
Source: RefSeq, a predicted model, not a curated record
CGAGCGAGAGGGAGUGUAUGCCACUUCCCGGACGGUGUGCUUGUGUGAGUGUUGGCACCCGUGCAUGUGCGCCUUUGCAAUCAGGCACCCUGCCAGUGACUCUUCUGAUAACCACCGCUAAAAUAGACUGUCGUAAGUGCUAGGAGGUGCAUCUGACCCUCACAGCUACAGUGCCCGGGCCUGGCGACAACACCUGGCCCCGGCUGGCCCGUGUGCGACCUCACCUGACCUGACCUUGCCCGUAGACUCCUUUGCCAUGGCGAAUCAACAGUUUUGUUUGAGAUGGAACAAUUACCAAAGCAAUUUGACCCAGGUGUUUGAUCAGUUACUUCAGUCAGAAAGUUUUGUGGACGUGACUCUAUCAUGUGAAGGUAACAGUGUGAAGGCACACCGCAUGGUGCUGUCAGCGUGCUCCCCGUACUUCCAGGGCCUCCUGAGCGAUGCGCCCUGCAGCCACCCCGUCAUCAUCCUGCAGGGGGUCAAGUGGCCGGAGCUCAAGGCCGUGGUGGAGUUCAUGUACAAGGGCGAAAUCAACAUCUGUCAAGAGCAGCUGGGCUCCCUUCUGCGUGUGGCAGAGUCCCUAAAGAUUCGUGGCCUGGCGGAGGUGGACGGAGACGGAGGCGAGUCCGCAGUGCUCACUUCCCCAGCAGCGUCGCCUGCCGCCCGCCCCCUGCACACUAGUCUCGACGACAGCUCGAUCUCGCCCACCCUCGCUGCCAUCGCCCGCAAGCGACGCCGCCUCUCUGGCGACGACGUCAGCAGACCAUGCACGCCCGCGACGCCCACCAGCGCCCCCGAGCUGAUGGACGCCGUGUUGGACCUUCCUCCGCCUUUGGGAAACCGAGGGGGCAGCGCUCCCCUACCAGGGUCACCGGUCGGACUCCCUUCGCUGGCUGCUCACCUGCCAGGACCUAUGCCGCCCCCAGCGCCCAUGCCGCACCACCUGCCGCAUCUGCCCCCCCUCUCGCCGCUCCUCAACAUGCACCACAUCCACCGCCACCACACCCCCGACGACUUCGAGAUACGACCCGGCAUCGCCGAGAUGAUCCGCGAGGAGGAGAGGGUAAGAAUCCUUGGUUGGUCGCCUCCACUGCCCUUUAGACCGGACAACAUGAACCAGAGACGCCGAGAUGCACCCGACAUGGCCAAGCUUCUGGAAUCCUCUCACCACUGGAUGGGAACCUCGAUGGCGGAUGGGGGCGGUCCAGUCUUCCCGUCCAUGUUCCCCGACCCGCCCAACACCUCGAAGGCCUCCAAGACAGCUGGCUCGUCCUCCAAGGCAGCAGCGGCGGCGGCCACCCCAAAGACACUAGCCAUGUCGCUCUCCAAGGUGCAGCAACCUCCUCCAGCGCCGCCGCCUCCUUCGUCAUCAGCGCCUGUGAUCCAGCCAGGCCUCAACCCCCUCGCUAAGCAAGACGCCAUCAGCUCAACCCCGAAGCCGGUAACGCACAAAAUAUCCAUAACUUCCGUCGUCUCGAGUGCCAGCGGCCUUCCCUCGAUCACCACCGCCGCGAAUGGCUCUGCGCCGGACAACACCGUGUCCAUUACCGCGGCCGCCGGGAAGCCAGGUCCCUCGGCCGUGAGCCCAGAACCCAAAGUGAUUACGAUCACGACGAGUGCCGUCACGGGCGGCAUCAGCUCGCCGGCCGCUGCGCCCCAGCACAUCAGAGGCCACAGUAACAACACGGUCACCCACGCCCGAGGGCCAAACGCUCCAGGGCGUCUGGUCGGAAAAGCUGCCCUGGAGGGGACCUGGGAAAACAUCCAAGGAGCUGUGUCUGCUCCAAAGUCGGGGGCGUCAAGGUGGACCCAGAGUGACCUUGUGGCGGCCCUGGCGCUGGUGAAGGCCGGCACGCCCAUCAAGCCCGCGGCUGAACGUUGCAACAUCCCUGUAAUGACAUUGUGGCGCCGCACGCGGGCGCUAGGCAUUGUGUCCUCCAAGGUGCAGUGCGGCUUCCGAUACCCAGCGGGCCGGGGGCGAUCUAAGACGGAGCCCGAUCACAACACCAUCGUGAAGUGCGAGAAUGAGGACGCGUUGCCCUUGAAGGCCAAGCACGAAAGCAACUGUCCCCCCAGAGCUGAGCCAAGGUUGUUGAUCCAGCCCAAGACGGAACCCCAAGACGGCUUCAAGGAGGUGGUCGUGCAGCGCGCGGGGCCUCUGCGGGAGAUGUCUGCGCUGCACGCGCUCUGCCGUGUGGCGUCGAGGGAGAACAGCCCUCGGCCGCUUGGGAGGGAAAACAGCCCCCUCCCGCUUGGCCGCGAGAACAGCCCCAAACCUAUUGGGCGAGAGAACAGCCCAAAGCCAUUCGGCAGGGAAAACAGCCUUAAACCACUCGGCAGGGAGAAUAGUCCUAGACCUUACGGCAGAGAGAACAGCCCAAGACCGCUUGGCAGGGAGAACAGCCCGAGGCCUUUUGGCCGGGAGAACAGUCCAAAACUUCUUAGCAGAGAGAAUAGUCCCAGGCCCUUCGGCCGAGAAAACAGCCCAAAGCCCCUUGGCAGGGAGAGCAUUCCCAGGCCCCUUCGAAGAGAGGGCAGCCCUAUGGUUCUCGGGAAGGAGAACAGCCCGAGACCUGCUGCAAGAGAGAAAAUGCCGCAGAUAAACGCAGCUGACAGCCCUAGUCCCGAGUUCAAAGACCCUAAAUGUCAGCAGCAGAUACUGGAGGAGAGUCCGAGUCCAUUAGUCGCAGAAAAGCGUCACAGCGAGAGCAGUUCGCGGCCCCCCAGUCUAAGGGACGACGAAAGCAGCAACCUCGAGGUCUCGGAGAAGGAAGGCAGCCCGAGACCGCCCCCUCGCGGCCCAGUGCCGGCGGGGGGCGCGGAUAGAUUCCGGGCAUGGGUAGAUAUUGUGCUGGAGGGCGCGGGGAGACACCACCAGCAGGAGAGCCCGCAGGACCUUUCAACACGCCACCAACGCCCGACAGAGCCUUCACCUCCCCAUUCUCAGCCGACGUCCAGCUGUACUUCCACAGCUGCCAGCACUACAGCACCGCAAAAUCCUUCACCUUCGCCGGUUCAUGAAUGAAAUCGCUCUCCCCGCGAGAGCGCCAGCGCCUCGCCGUGAUCUUCGCGGGGCGGCGCGGAUGAGAGUCGCCAAGGCACGAUGUCCUCUGAAAUUGAAGGAAUGUUCGUUAGUGGUUGCAAACACCGUGCAGAAGGUGUAAGGAAUGCCUGCUGCAGCCUUUAGAAGACAAGAAAGAUACAGCAGGCUCUCUGCACUUGUGCAUUUUCAUGGUUAAGGUCAUAAGCUGCAUUCCUUUAAUUCAUCUUCAAAAUAACACAGAGGAGGCACAGCCCCUCCGCAGCCGGCGCAGCGAGUCUGGCGCCAUCCUCCUUGUCCAGCGCGUCCGCCAAAGAGCCAACAGCGUCAUUGAGCACUAAAUUUUUAACAAAUCUUGUGAGGUCCGCAGAUGAAGCAGCUUUGUUCUCCGUGGGCUGGUUUAUAUAUCAAAAAUUCUAAUUAGUUGGAGUGUAGUUUGACUCGUUUUUGCCGGGCGGUCGGGGCAGCUGCAGUGACAAUGCUGUACUACCAGUCCCCCUGUCAGGAAAUAUCUCUGACUGUGCAUACAUUAGACCAACUUGAUGAUAUAAGGCCCCGUCCGCCCGCCCCUUCGCCCAGCCGCAUUCCUCGCCGCCCCCUCCGUAGAUUGCCCGCCUCGCUAUCAAAAGCGGCCGCAGGUCUGGCCGCUCCGUGACCGCUGAAGGAGAUACCUCGCGCCGGCCGCCAUUUUGUACUUGCCAAGAUCAAACGAACUCUUGAUAUGAAUUAAACAUUUUUUCUCUCCGAGAGAAGCAGUCUUUAUGAUAAAUAUUCGACUGAAUGACAUUAACAGGUUGAUGUGUUGAUGUAAACGAUUCGAUGUCAGAGACUAAGAGGUUGAAGUCGGGACCGUCUUGUCUUGGAGAGAUUCCAGGCAUGUAAACAGAGUAUUGCUAAGGUAUCUCGUGUCGCGGCCGGGGAUCUCAGCGCCAUUAUUGAGAAUGCUGAAAUAUCUUCCGCGAAUUAACCAAUCCUUCUUCUACGCAAGCACGCGGAAUCUCGUACCUCAUUAAAAGUCCCCCAAACAGCUCCCUCUCGGCUGCGAUUUCUACGUCAGGCACCAUGACGGCUCGCAAAACUCGAAAACCGAUUCCGUUCGUUUCCCCGAGAGACUCGGAUCCGCCUUCUACUCAAAACAUGUCCAGUAAGUAAGUAAGUAAGUUGGGGGUUUUGCCUACCUGUCGCGUGGAUAGGCCGUGUUAUCCUCCUCGGAAUAAAUAUCCCCAGAUCCGAAGGGGAGAUGAUUCCCUGCGUCUCGGGGAGCACUGUGAUAAAGAGGAGGUCUGGAGCGAAGAGCCUCAAAUGUAAUAACACGACUUUACUCUCAAUCUCGCGGAAUUGCAGCCCAACCGUCUCCGGAUCCACCGCAACACCACUUAUUUUGUGUGCGCGAAAUCCGCCGAAUGCCAUAAAAUCCGGUGGGGGUCUGCAUGGUGGUUGUUUUUUUCUUUUUCUUUUUUUCUGUCGUAAUACAUAUUUUAACAACAGCUUCGGCUCACUGGUCGGUCGUCGUGGAUUGAUUUUAUCUUUCUUGUGCACCAUUAAGUUUUUGCACCAUAAAGUUGGGCUCGAAAGAACCACAACAGCGGAUGUGGAUCCUAUCACCCUUUCUCUAUUAAUGUUUUCAAUGUAGAGAUUCACUCUCUGGCUUUCUUCGGCGAGAGAUGGCGCUGCGACCCACGACGUGACCGGGAUUCCGAACACGGGGAGAUUCUACAUUUGAAAGUUGUCAUGAUAAUGAUGAUUAAGGCGAUUUAAUGGUCUUACAACCGCACUCUGACAGAUGUCAUUAAUUGACGUAAGGAGGAGAUAGAGAACAAUGGGCGAUAGGUUGGAGUGAAGGGGAGGAGGUGAAGCAGACGAGGCCCAACAACGGGAGAACGAAGACCCUAACUCCGAUAUGCAGCCGCCCCGGCCGAGCGAGGGACCGACUCGAAACGGCGGCACCUCCAGAGUCCUGUCGCUGGCGCAGGAGGAGGAGCCCAAGAGCGACCCGCGAUAAACGACGACGACAGAUACAGCUUCUGCUGUAUGGAAGUUGUAUUGUGAUGAAACUGAAAUUCGAAAUGCUUAAAUAAUGCUGCGUCUAUGUUGCAUAUCAUUGAUCUAUGAUGUACUAACCAUAUGCUAUACAUGUAGGUUAUGAUAAACCCUGUGAUAUGCUGUUGCUCAGACUUUUAGUGUUGUGAUUUGAUAUAAAAGCGAGUUUUCUUUUUUCUCAUUUCAAAGUUUUUAUUGUUGUAGUUAAAUACUGAUCUUGUAGUGGUUAUUUAUUUCAGGAUUUCAAUGCUUAUUUGACUACUUUUGAAUUACGCGGUUGUAAACGUAGGCUUUUAUUUUGUUCUUCUUAAUUAUUGCUUUACAUUUGAUCGGGAAUGUCUUCUUUGUGUAAUUAAUGAAUUAUAUAGCUUCUGCGAUACAUUAACAUUAAGUUUACUCAUGUUAGUACAAAGACACUGACAGUUGAUGAUAGAUAACAUGUCUAACUAACAAAACGCAACACAGAAGCCCUUUUUUUUCUUAUUUUCUAUUGUAACUGAGACGACGAAAAGAGAGACACAGACGUCGCUAGGAAGCAAACUGCUCAAGACACGUCCUUCAUCCCAGAGUGGAAACUUAAUAAGCUAACCCAAGAGCGACAUUUUUAAGAGUUAUUUAUCUGUAGACGGAAGAGGUGUGAUCAGCGCCUUGACUUCCACCCUGGGCGACGCGGGACGUAAAGUAAGCAAGUGUGAUGAUGACGUAACCCACUGGGUAGAGAAAGGUAAAGGACUGGACGAUGGCCAGGUAAAAAGGCUGGACUUGUUACCUGGUUCAUCUACCUGUCAUAUGGCCAAAUGGUUCCCCUAACUCAUUUGUGAUAACUUACAAAGGAAUGUGAUACUGUAUGCCAAAUUUGUCUUUUCUUUUUUUCUUUUUUAUUUUAAUUUUGUCUAGCCGUUUACAUUGCUUACUGUAUUUUUAGAGUUUGGAUUUUUCAGUUAGAAUGGCAGGUAUUGUAGUGGAAAAAAAAUCUAAAGCUAACAAAAUUAGUUUUGUUUGUCUAACGUUCGCGCUGGAUGAUAGCCUUCAUGAGGGAUUGUUUGUUCGCGACGAUUAUUCCAUAUUUCUACAGAGUAUUUUUUAGCUUUUACUGAAGCCCGGAUGAUUUGUGUAAGCUAGACUGAAUGUACGAUGUAAAUAAAAGCUUUUUUUCUCAAGCUAAAA